Messenger RNA from Acanthosepion pharaonis, 1119 nucleotides. The record is from the annotation of a GenBank genome assembly. Lineage: Eukaryota; Metazoa; Mollusca; Cephalopoda; Sepiida; Sepiidae.
AUGGCUUCCCAACACGUGGAGCCGGUGGAAUGUUGUCAACUUAACUGUGCUUUAUUUUCUCCAGAUCUGCUCCCUUCUUCUUUCAGGGAUGAGAUUAUCAGCUUUAAAGAUAUUAUUCAAGGUUUACCAUCUGAUGAUGUUCCUGACAUCUGUUCUCUGCUCUUAGAACUUUUUGCAUGCUCAAGUGAUAAACAAUUACUUCAAGUUGCUAAAAAGAUUGUUGUUGCAUUGAGACAAAAUUGCAAUUUUCAGUCUCCUGCUACAUGCACUUGUAUUAAAAUCCUUACUGGACUUUAUCUACGUUAUCCGAGUCGACAUCCCCUUAAAAGUAUUUUAAGAAGCUUGUUCCAGAAUUUCCCAGAAGAGGAUCAGAAAUGUGUGGCUUCUUACCUGAAUGCUGAUAUUGGUCAUUUGCUUUCUUGGCAAAAAUGUCCACAGAAUGAAAAUGUACACAGACACUUGAGGGCUGUGGUGGAUGCUUUGUUAAGCCUGCUUGAAAAUUUUCCAUUGGGUGAAAAAUGUUUGAAAACAUUCGCUGUUCCAGGACUUUAUUUCUUGUCAAAAAGCCUCCAAGAGUUUUUGAAAACUUUCAGGUUUUUGAAUCUGCCUGUUGUCCAGUGCAAUGAGGCAAUGCAUCAUUGCUUGGCUGCCUGUAAAGCCAUCAAUAAAAUGUUGCAGAAGUUCUCUGACCUCUUCACUGACAUUGUGCAUUCCAAAGAUGAAGAAACACUUUUGUUAUUGGAAGACAUCACACAAUUGGCCUGCCAACUUGUUCAAGAAGAAAGAAUUUUGGUUGAUUGCCAAACUAAUGGUUCUAUGGUUUUGGUAAUCUUGUUGCAGUUAUGGAACAAAGAUGACUUUUCCUUGUUGUUGUCACCCUUGUUUCAGCAAGUGGCACUUGAUAAGGCAAAUUGUCGGUUUCCACUCUGGUUCAAAGAGACAACCCACUCUGGGUUGUUGCUUGCCAAUCUGCCUGCCUCCUCUUCCCUCUCUCUGAUUUUUGCUGUUUUGGCAUUAGCAUCCCCAACAGAACUUGUCCAGCCCACCCAAACAGUUCCACAUAAUUCCAUGUUUCUUUAUGCCAUUUUAGACCAACUGUUCACUACAAUUGCAAGGUAA